Molecule: messenger RNA, 848 nt
Organism: Gossypium raimondii (Peruvian cotton)
Lineage: Eukaryota; Viridiplantae; Streptophyta; Magnoliopsida; Malvales; Malvaceae
Exons: 5
Coding region: 342-716 (124 amino acids)
Molecular function (GO): protein dimerization activity
Source: RefSeq, a predicted model, not a curated record
CAUUUCUCCCAUUUCCCCUCCCCAUUUCCCCAACCCCGUUAGACUCACUUCACUUCAGAUACAAUACAAAUCCCUAACCCCUUCCCUCAUCCCUUUUUUUCCUCAAAUCGAAAACCCACCUCCAGUCCUCCACCGGUCCACCAUCCCACCUCCGGUGUCCGGUCCUCCACCACUCCACCUCCACUCCAAGACAGUAGGUGGCAUUGUUGUUCUCUUCACUUCGACUCUUCUGCAACUUCCGACCCACACCCUUCAAAUCAACAAGUUCAAGAAACAAGCUAUUGAGGCAGAAAAACAGCAGGCCCAGUCAGGUUGCUAUCACUUAGAGGACUUGAAUUUUUAUGACUAUGGCUAGUUCAAACACUCCUAUACCUGUGGAUGAUGGGUUUAAUGAGUAUGAAAGUUCUCUCAAACGUCAAAAGUCUACCACUUCAAAGGUGUGGGAUGAAAUGACAAAGCUUGAAUGCGAGAACAAAAAUGAAUUGAAGGCACAAUGUAAUCACUCUUCUGAAUCGGCUUUUAGCAUGGGUAAGAAAGUUAUCACACCUUUGAGGAGUUCACUUAAGCCAAAAACGGUUCAGGCCGUUGUUUGCUUGGAUGGUUGGAUGCGAGCUAAGGGAUUUUCAGCAGAAAUUGGUUGCAAAAAGAACGAUGACGACGAUGAUGACGACGAUGACGACGAUGACGAUGAAUAUGUUUCUUCGGUAGCUUUUUAAGAUACUUUCUUUCUAAAUGUUUAAAAUUUAAUUUAGCUUACAAUUUAUAUUUUGUUAUGAAAUUAAAUAUGUUGAUGGAUUAAUGUAUGAAUAUUAUGGUUUGUUGCUUAAUUUUCCAAAGUCAUUUUGGUA